AUGCCCCUCGUACCCGACGACCCGGUCUCAACGUCGCACCAUAAUCUCGCAUCUCCACCAGAACGCCUAGUUACAAGGAGCACUCCGUCAUCCACCGUCCAUAGCCGGGAAACCUCCGCCGUCAGAGGAAGGGCACUCGAUCCCUCCGCGCUAGCCCCUGCCACCCUCCAGCCUCAGAGCCGACGCCGUGGCCAGUCCCAUUCGAAGAGUCCUGAAACAGCAUCUGUGCGCCCGAGUCCUGGAAACGAUGCCCCGCUGGAGCGCAGACCAUCCAAUUCGUACGGGCACCACCGGCAAACCUCGAUCGUCCAUGGAAUCCAGCACUCCCGGAACCCCAGCUUCGCCGCGUCGACCACGUCCACGAGCCCCCUGAGUCCGGAACUCAUCGCGAGCCUCAGCCGCAGCGGCGGCGCUGAGCAGGAUAUUGCUGGAAUUGGUAGGCUGGAUUACUCCGACAUGCACUCGAACCAUCACAGCCCGUCGGCCAGUGGCGCGGUAAAUACACAAGGGAUGCUGAGUACAAUUGAGGACCGAGAUACGGACGAUGUGCCAGAAGGUGCCAGUCCGGUGAGUGUAGCCCACAGAAGGAUGAAUUCCGCCGGGAAGCCGUGGCGAGAACGUUCGCACAGUCGAUCGCACUCCCGACACGCGCAGGCAGAGUCAAAGACUGUUGGCGAAUAUGCGCUACACCAUCUGUUCAAUUCUUUUGUUGGUCUAGCAGACACAAAAAUCAACCAGUCUAUCAUGAGGUUGGGUGAAUCGGAUACUCCAGUGGAAGACGUGUGCGGCCCUGGCGCGGACCCGAAAUUCGAUCAACUGAUAUCCGCACUGGGCCAUAUUGCUCGUCAAAAACCGAAGCCAUUAAUCGACACAAUCAUGUUUUGGAGGAAAGCCAAAGGUGAUGCGGUCAUUGGGGCCAAACAAGCGGCAACUCAGCCAAAACCGUCCGCUGAAAAUGGCUUACUCGCGCGUCGAAACACGGAACCUACCCAAGCGGUACCCGAUCCGAGCCAUUCGACGAACUCGCUUCUUUCGCGGCAUGACGAUAUCGUUCUGACAGAGCGCCGAGCUACCGUAUCCGUGUACCUAGUGUGCAGAGUCCUGAUAGAGAUUUUCAACCAGAGCAGCCUUGAAGCCAUAACGGUCGACAUGGCUGACCGAUUGGAGGAUAUAGUGUUUGGUCAAUUGAAAACAGUCGACCCUGACCAGAUCUCGGCGUCGCCGCUCCGAAUGGCUAAUUGGAGAAUCUACUCACAACUUCUUGGGAUCAUGAGCGAAGAUAAAUUCACAAGCGUGACAAGCCGUUUCUUAUCAGAGCUUGAACGAUAUCAAAAGGACGAAAGUUUACGAGGACCUUCCAAAGAGGGAGACGCACGGUCUGAGCUUCUACUAUCCGGCCUGGAGCACGUCCGCAUUAGGACGACCCCUGAAAAGUGGCCGAAAUCUUGCGAGUUCUUGAGAACUUUGGCCCGGUUAUUCGUCAACGCUCAUGGCCAGCGCAUCAAGCAGGCAUACUGCAGUAUGUUCGAGAAGUUACUGCUUCCGGUAGCAGCCAACCCAAUCUGCGAUUUGACUCUUCCCAAGUGGAAAGAGUUCCUUGACUUGAUACACACUCGUCUCCCGCACAUGUUGACUAAACCCAGGCACUGGGCUGCGGCUUUUCCGCUCCAUGUUUUGCUUUUAUGUUUAUCGACAAAGGAGAACUUUUCGUCCCAAUGGCUCUCGAUAAUUCAAUCCCUCCCUGCCAAACUCAAAGACCGGCCUACAAGGGGACCGGCUCUCCAGGCCAUGUGCCGCCUGGUGUGGACCUAUUUCUUCCGCUAUUCGGAUUCUCCCACGGUGACGCUUCGCAAGAUCGAUGAGGUGACCAAGAUAGCAUUACCGGCAGGAAAAAGGACAUACCUCAGUACUGACCCGGUCGUGGCAGAGCCUUUGGCUCAGCUGGUAAGAAUGAUAGGAUUCAAACACCCCGAUGUGUGUUUCCGAACCAUCAUUUUCCCAUUGAUCAGCUCCGACUAUUUCUUGUCUCCCGGCAGGGACAUCAGGAUCGAACAAAUGGAACCCGAAAAGAUGGUGAUUGGGAUCCAGUCAUUCCUCGCAAUAAUCACGGAUUUGGAAAAUUGCGACCAGCUAUGCCCACCUGUGCCUACCGGCUCCAUUCCUAACCCUUUUACCGAUGCUACAGCGCACCUGUUUCGAACCCAGUCUCUCUUAGAUUCGAAGAGCCCCGCUACCAAUGACGUGCCAGAUCAAAAUACAUCUUGUCCUGUCAACAUUGCACAACUUAGCGACAACGUCAAGGUUCACUACUUCCGCUUCUGUGAGAUACUAGGCAAAAUAACACUGCUGUGCGAUAACACUUUUGGAGGUCAGGCUGCUUUGGAUGAGAAGUUUGGAGGAACUACGCCCAAAACGCCGAUCACGGAAGCAUUUAGCUUCGGGAGGCGGGAUGACCACCUCAAUGCCUUGGACCAGAGACAGGGAUUCUAUGACCUGCUUCAUGUGGCGGUUCAAGCGCUUCCCCGCUGCUUGUCUGAUCAUAUUCCUUUCAACUCAUUGAUCAAUCUGUUGUGCACAGGCACCGCUCAUGUGCAGCCCAACCUUGCUUUUUCUUCCGCUGAAUCCUUGAAAGCGAUUGCACGGCAGUCACAUGCGCAGCAGGUUACCAUGGGGUUCGCGAGGUUUAUCUUCAAUUUUGAUGCAAGAUAUUCCACAAUGUCUGAUGAAGGGAUGUUGGGACCAGGUCACAUUGAGUCGACCUUGAGGCUCUACGUCGAACUCUUACAAAUCUGGAUCGAGGAGAUCAGACAAAAAACCAAGGGCACUAUAGCGGACUCUGGCGAGAAGAACGGUUCUGCGAGCCGCGCGCUACAUCUUGAUCUCUCCAGUGUCCUAGCGCAGGUCGAGGAAGUCGAGUCUCACGGCCUGUUUUUCUUGUGUUCGCAGUCGCGCGUGGUCCGGUCGUUCGCCAUCACAGUACUCCGCCUCAUAACGGAGUUCGACAGCGCUCUCGGAAAAGAAAACACUCGAAUAAUCAGAAUCCUCGAGGCUGAUUCCCAGCAAAUUCUGAACGUCAACGACGAACAUCUGACAGUGGCCGAAAGAAGCCGCAUCCAAAAAGGUAAACGAAAGAGUGCUUCCCAGAAUACUUUGAUCGAGCUUUGCAGCAGCGAGGUUUCCUAUGAUUCAACUCUGUGGUCAAAGGUAUUUCCGAACAUCAUUCGUAUAAGUUUUGAAACUUGUCCUUUUGCGGUCACGCUUGGGCGAGAGAUUGUCUGCGCAAGGCUUGUGCAAAUGCACAAAACUAUCACCGCUUUAGCAGAGUCACCGCAGAAUCCUAUGUCUUUAGAUCCUGCGCAGGCUCGCUCCUUGGCUAGACACAACACGACCGCUGAGAUCAUGGUCGAGCAGUGGAAACUGUAUCUGGUCAUGGCGUGUACAACGCUCAACAGCGUUGGGGCACAGUCUCAAAGUCAAUUGGCCAACGCCCAGCACGCAAGAAAAUCAUCAAAGGGCUCGUCGCAGUCGUCUGAUAAAAUAGGAUCUGCUAGAAGCCUUUUUGCGUUUGUCAUACCAUUGCUUUCAGCAGAACGCGCGUCCAUCCGAAAUGCAAUUGUGGUCGCCCUGGGAUCUAUCAACAAGCAUCUUUACCGGAUACUCCUCGAAUCGCUGCAGUACGCUGUCACAACCUGCAAUGAAGAAGCCAAGAUUCGCAUCGGAACGCAUCAUCGUACACCCAGCAGUCCCCGACGAAGCCGCAAAACGGACAGGCUACGGACAGAGGUGACCCACGUGUAUAAACUGACCUCAAAAUUCCUGAAGGAGUCAGAAGUAUAUGACGAGGACUGGAUCGUCAACAACCUCGUUACGUACGCCAAAGACCUGCGGAUCUUCCUCAGUGAUGCCGGUGUUCAAAACGAUUGGGAGUUUCAAAGUUUACGCUUCCAUUAUUGUGGAUUGAUGGAAGAACUGUUCGAGGGCAUCAACCGUACAAAAGAUCCGUCACGGUGGAUUCCCUUUGAAGCACGCAAAUCUUCCUUCUCUCUGAUGGAGGAUUGGUGUGGGUACUCCCCGAAUCAAGGCCAAAUCAACCAGCGUGAGGAGCAGAUGCGGAAACUUGCCAUGGCACAGCGCCAGGAGGCAGGUGGAGAGUUACGAAAUACCGCCGCAGCCAUGGAAAUUGAGAAACGGAACCUUCGAGCAGCAGCUCUAGGCGCCAUGGCGUCCCUCUGCGCCGGCCCCGUAAGUAUUACCACAGAAAGCGGCGCAGUGCUCCAGUUCGACGUCGGACGCAUGCUCUCCUGGAUUGAGAUUAUCUUCAACACUCUCAGCGAUAAAUGGCAUGCAAUUGGCAGACGUGCGCUGAAAAAUCUGAUUCUCCACAACAAGGAACACACCUACCUGCUAGAGCGUUCGGUUGAGAUGUGCUAUGUCACAGAGCGACCCAAGUCACUGGAAAGCUAUUUUGAAGUAGUAACCGAAAUCCUAAUCGAACACACCGACUAUCCUUUGGGCUUCUGGAGAAUCCUUGGAGCCGUCUUGGUCACGCUGGGUAGCCCCAAGCGAGAGAUCAGGAUGAAAUCGGCCAAACUACUGCGGAUCCUCGAGGAGCGCGAGCAAAAGAACUCCCGGUUACAGGACUUCGAUAUCAGUAUAUCCGACAAGACUACCGCGGUCUAUAAGCUGGCCCAGUUCGAAACAUCGAAACGUCUCGCCCAGCAGCAUGCUGACUUGGCCUUUACACUGUUUUCAGAAUUUUCUUUGCAUUUCAAGAACCUGCGGCCCGACAGUCAGCGAAACUUCGUGGCUGCAAUCCUUCCUUGGGUACAGACAAUAGAGCUGCAGGUCGAUCCCAAUGGUGGACCUACGGCAAAAUCGUACAUGCUCCUUGCCAACCUCUUCGAGAUUACAAUUCGGUCAAGCACAAUACUCCCGAAUGAGGUGCAAGCUCUUUGGCAGGCUCUAGCCACCGGGCCACAUGGAGGAAAUGUGCAGUUGGUUCUGGACUUUGUGAUUAGUCUCUGCCUGGAGCGCAAAGAACAGAACUUUGUGGAAUAUGCAAAGCAGGUUGUUGUAUUCUUAUCAGGGACACCUGCGGGAUCAAAAGUGAUCGAGUUCUUCUUGAUGCAAGUCGGUCCCAAGAACAUGGUUCAAGAACGAAAAGAAAUCACGCCGGCACCUCCAGAUGUCAAAAGCCUACCGUACGUUGCCGACCUCGCAACCGUGCUCCCAGUCGGUAACAAGCAGGCUGGCCUCUCUCUUGGCCAGGUUGCUCUCAUCUUCCUUGUAGACCUCAUGGUCGCUCCAGUCACCAUUUCUCUUCCGGAUAUUGUGAAGCUGCUGCAUGUUGUUAUUAUCCUCUGGGACCAUUAUACUCUUACCGUCCAAGAACAGGCCAGGGAAAUGCUUGUCCAUUUAAUCCAUGAGUUGAUCGCCGCCAAGAUUGAAGACAACGAACCGGUCAGACAUUCGAUCGAAGAUUUUGUGGAGUGCAUUCGCCGAAGUGACCCAAAGGUGGUUUGGGACUAUGAUGCCGAAAUAGACAGCGAUGAUGACAGCCGGGUCCCGACCUCAAUGGCUAGCGUUACACGCGCUGUGGUUGAAUUCUUUAGCCUUGCGUAUGAUGGCAUUACCGAUAUCUGGGCAAAGGAAGCCCUGAAUUGGGCAACUUCAUGCCCCGUUCGGCAUCUCGCCUGCCGCUCCUUCCAAGUAUUCCGUUCCAUCUCCACAAGCCUCGAUUCUAGAAUGCUCGCCGACAUGCUGGCUCGACUUUCAAAUACCAUCGCGGACGAGGAGGCAGAUUACCGGACUUUCUCCAUGGAGAUCCUUACGACACUCAAGAUCAUCAUUAGUUCUCGAGCACCACCGGAUCUGUUACGGUAUCCGCAGCUGUUUUGGACAACAUGCGCUUGCCUAAACACUAUCCACGAGACCGAAUUCAUCGAAAGUGUCGGCAUGCUAGAGAAAUUUUUGGACAGGGUCGACAUGAGUGAUCCCAUGGUAGUCGGGGAGCUUAUCAAUGGCCGCCCGCCGAAAUGGGAAGGUGGCUUUGAUGGCAUCCAAAAUUUGGUCUACAAAGGGCUGAAGAGUUCUCAAUCGCUCAAUCGCACGCUGGACAUUCUACAUCGCUUAAGCGGCCUUCCGAACAAUGACCUUAUCGGAGACGGCAAUAGGCUUCUCUUCACAAUUCUAGCCAACCUGUCUCACUUCCUUCGCCAGUUCGACCCGAAUGUGGACGAUCCGAAAACGCUCGCUCGUGCAACAUUACUGGCGCGCGUGGCGGAGGGUGAAGGGUGUCCUCGCCUCGCAGCUUCUCUCCUCGGGUUUGCGAAUGGCCAGUACAAGGCCGAAAAUGACUUCUUAAACCACAUUAUCACCGAGAUUCGAUCAUACUACUACCCGCAACAGGAUAUCCAGAGCCUGAUCUUCCUUAUGGGCUUGCUUACAAACGCAACAGAUUGGUUCCGAAUCAAGGUUAUGAAGAUAUUGUGCGCGGUGAUUCCCGAAGUCGACAUGCGAAGGUCUGAUGUGACAAGCCACGGGCCUGAUCUGAUCUCGCCGCUAUUGCGCCUUUUGCAAACCGAUUUAUGCCCCCAAGCCCUGCAAGUUAUGGAUCAUAUUAUGACUGUCUCGGGCAAUCCAAUGGAGCGUCAUCAUAUCAGAAUGAGCAUGGCUUCCUCGACCUCUUCGAGGGCAAUCCGGAAAGAAUACGAGCGAAUACAGAGUCUUUACGGCAUCCCCGAGCCAACAGGAUGGUCUAUCCCAAUGCCGGCAGCCCAAUCAGGUGUCACGCGACAUAAUGUCCACGCCGUAUUCUAUACAUGUGCCGAAGUGGAUCGCGUGGAUGAUCAGGAAGCCGCACCGGCCGAGGUUGAAUUCCAUGCCGACGACUACAAUGACAGUUUCUUCCCCAUGCGAGCUGAUACCAUGCAAUCGAUUGAAACGACGACAGAUGGUAACAUGGGCGACAUCGUGCAGAAACUAGAUAGUUUAGACGACUUUUUUGAGGACACGGAAUCCUCCCACCCCACCCUCGAUGCCUUGCCGGACAUGGCAUUGCGUGGCUUCGCAGGUAGUUAUGUCGAUUCUAACGCGAGUAUAUAUGACCAACAAACCGCACCGAUACUGCGAAAGUCCCUAGCGCGAACGGCUUCCACAUCCUCAUUCCACAACGGUCUUGUUGACUCUCGCCCUACAAACAUGCGCUUUGACGGCGCCGGCUACCAUUCCGCCGGUGCAUCGACGCCUCAUCUAUCCACGCAAACACUGCGUCCCGUAUCCCAUACGCGCUCCGUGACCUCACCGGUCAAUCAUGUCUUUUCUCCAACCUCGGCAGGUCCGCAGUUCUCUACCCCACCAAUCGGAGCCCACGAGCCCACCUUUUUCUCUGAUGACGAGAACGAGGAGGGCUCUUUCGACUUUGAUGAACGCCUAAUGGUGAACAAACACCCCGUGCACCCUCUGGCCAUGGCCAACCAGCAGCGCAGCGCAACAGACGGCUCCUCAUCGCUUGAAUCUAUGAUUCGGAGUGGCAUGAGACGGCUGACCGGCGGCACAGCAGCAGGCCGAGACAAGGAGCGCCAGCGUGAGUUUGUCCGAGCCCAGCAACGGGCGAUAGCUCAAUCAGCAAACUCACCUCGCGUGCCGAAGGUGCCGGCGGAAUACCUUGGUGGCUCUCCCAGCCAUCCGAGCUCACCGGGGCAAUAG
Aspergillus mulundensis is the source of this 7707-nucleotide messenger RNA. Its product is annotated as putative cell morphogenesis protein (PAG1). Gene Ontology annotation, biological process: cell morphogenesis. The record is from RefSeq and is a predicted model, not a curated record. NCBI's taxonomy places the organism in Eukaryota, Fungi, Ascomycota, Eurotiomycetes, Eurotiales, Aspergillaceae. Gene Ontology annotation, cellular component: cell cortex; site of polarized growth. Bases 1 to 7707 code for a protein of 2568 amino acids. The transcript is spliced from 4 exons.